AUGAUCGUAACACUAAACCCUAAGAUUCUCUAUUUCUCGAAAACCCAUCUUCAAUCUUCUCUUCCUCGUCCUCGAAAUGUCACUCUGAUCACAAAUUGCAAGCUUCAGAAGCCUGAAGAUGGUAAUAAGAGUAACAGAAGUAGCGGAAGUAUCACCAAGACAAUUUCGUUAUCCGAUUCCGCACCUCCGGUUACGGAAGAGACCCACGGUGAGGUUUCCGGUGAUCGAAGUGGUGGUAAUGGUGGAGGAGGAGGAGGAAAAGAGGGUUUAGGGUUUUUGAAGAGAAUACCCAGAAAAGUUUUGUCCGUUUUGUCUAAUUUACCUCUUGCAAUCACUGAAAUGUUCACCAUUGCUGCUCUUAUGGCUCUUGGGACUGUGAUUGAACAAGGUGAAACACCUGAUUUCUAUUUCCAAAAGUAUCCAGAGGAUAAUCCUGUGUUAGGGUUCUUCACUUGGAGAUGGAUUUUUGCACUUGGAUUAGAUCAUAUGUACUCUGCUCCUAUCUUUCUUGGGAUGCUUGUUCUCUUAGCAGCUUCACUUAUGGCUUGUACUUAUACUACUCAGAUACCUCUGGUUAAAGUUGCAAGGAGAUGGAGUUUUAUGAAGUCAGAUGAGGCAAUUAAAAAGCAGGAUUUUGCAGAUACUCUUCCUAGAGCAUCUGUUCAAGACUUAGGUGUGAUUUUGAUGGGUGAUGGAUAUGAGGUAUUUAUGAAGGGUCCUUCAUUGUAUGCUUUUAAGGGUUUGGCUGGUCGAUAUGCGCCAAUUGGAGUACAUAUAGCAAUGCUUCUGAUUAUGGUGGGUGGAACCCUUAGUGCGACCGGGAGCUUUAGAGGCUCGGUCACAGUUCCUCAAGGGCUAAAUUUUGUCAUGGGAGAUGUUUUAAGUCCGGUUGGGUUUCUCUCAUUUCCAACGGAUACUUUCAAUACCGAAGUUCAUGUUAACCGAUUCACCAUGGACUAUUACGACAGUGGAGAGGUCUCACAGUUUCACUCUGAUCUUUCACUCCGUGACCUUAAUGGGAAAGAGGUUCUGAGAAAGACAAUAAGCGUAAAUGAUCCCUUGAGAUAUGGUGGGAUCACUAUAUAUCAGACAGAUUGGAGUUUCUCGGCUUUGCAAGUGACAAAGGAUGGUGAAGGACCAUUCAACUUGGCUAUGGCACCUCUUAAGAUCAAUGGAGACAAGAAGUUAUAUGGAACCUUCUUACCAGUUGGUGAUGCUAAUGCUCCCAAUGUCAAAGGAAUAUCGAUGCUAGCUCGGGAUCUACAAUCCAUUGUUGUGUACGAUUUGGAAGGAAAAUUUGCCGGAAUAAGGAGACCAAACUCGAAGCUUCCCAUUGAGAUCGAUGGUAUGAAGAUUGUUAUUGAGGAUGCAAUUGGAAGCACUGGUCUUGAGUUAAAGAGUGACCCAGGAGUACCAAUCGUAUACGCUGGUAAAGUUUAA
Messenger RNA from Arabis nemorensis, 1440 nucleotides. The record is from the annotation of a GenBank genome assembly. NCBI's taxonomy places the organism in Eukaryota, Viridiplantae, Streptophyta, Magnoliopsida, Brassicales, Brassicaceae.